Molecule: messenger RNA, 2132 nt
Organism: Schistosoma bovis
Lineage: Eukaryota; Metazoa; Platyhelminthes; Trematoda; Strigeidida; Schistosomatidae
Source: the annotation of a GenBank genome assembly
ACUUGAACGGGAGAAAUAUCACUAUGCAGAUAUACACUUCUGAAAAGCGUGGCUCCGAUACAACUGGAGACGGAACAGAAAAAGCUCCUCUAAAAACUAUUCUUCAGGCCAUCGCUAAGUUAGAUGGGAAAAUUGAUGCGGAUACGUGCAUCUGGGUUGAUGGUGUUGAAAAUGAAAUGUGGGAUCCUGUAUCUAAAUCGAAACUAAAGAAGAUGAUCAAACAAUAUCAUAUUCAAGAAAGAAAACAUGAUAAGGUGCCAAAGGGAAAAGUUCCACCUGCUGAAAACGGUAAUCUUAGUGAAGCAGUGGAUGUUCAACUGACUUUGGACACAAAAUUACCUGAAGCAAAACAAUGUAAAAUUCGUGAUUUACAAACCUUAUACGAUCAACGUGUACGUGUGUACGGCUGGGUGCAUCGAAUACGUCGUCAGAGUAAAACUUUAAUGUUCAUUGUUCUUCGGGAUGGUACUGGGUUCUUGCAAUGUCUUUUUUCAAACAACCUGUGUUUAACUCAAGAUGCAAUCACGCUAUCACCAGAAUCUACUGUCGAAGUUUACGGAGUGGUAAAACAAUUGCCAUCUGGUAAGUCAGCUCCUGGUGGCAUAGAAUUAGUUGCUGAUUGUUGGACGAUGAUUGGUAAAGCGCCAGCUGGUGGUAUCGACUCUGUAUUAACUGUGGAAAGUGAUAUAGACACUCAGUUGGACAACAGACAUUUGGUUAUUCGAGGAGAAAAUACAUCGAAAGUGCUCAGGCUCAUCAGCGUUGCUUUGGAAGCUUUCCGUGCACAUUACCUAGAUCGUGGUUAUGUGGAGGUUUUACCGCCGACAUUUGUUCAAACACAAGUCGAAGGCAGUUCUACAUUGUUUUCCUUGAAUUACUUUGGUGAGAAUGCAUUCAUGUCUCAGUCGUCUCAGUUGUAUUUAGAAACAUGUAUACCUGCCGUAGGUGACUGCUACUGCAUAACCCGUAGCUAUCGAGCUGAAAAAAGUAGAACUCGACGCCAUUUAUCUGAGUAUAAUCACGUUGAAGCGGAAUGUCCAUUUAUUGAUUUGAACGGUUUAUUAGAACGGAUUGAAGAUUUAGUUGUUGAUGUUUGUGAUCGCAUCAUGAAAAAAUCCGGUGAUCUGUUAUUAGAUGUGAACCCACAAUUUAAAAUACCUAAAAGUCCUUUUAAACGACUUAAGUACGAAGAUGCAAUUGUUCAUUUAAAUAAUUUAGGUAUUACAAAAGAAGAUCUUACACCUUUUCAAUAUGGUGAUGACAUUCCUGAGGCUCCUGAACGUCGACUUGUAGACACAAUUGGCGAACCAGUUCUGUUAACUAAUUUUCCUGCUGGAUUAAAAGUUUUCUAUAUGUUGCGAACUAAAGGUGAUCAACGUCUGACUGACUCGUCUACAAAUCUUUGCACUCACACAGAAUUGGACCGUGCACCAUCUUCACAUCCACGUCACAUGGGAACACAAUACCUUUAAAUUAUUUAGUCAUAAUGUCUAAUACUGCAUAAUUUCAUUGAAUCAAUUUGUAACAUCGUCUUCAAUAAAGUACUGUCACACACUGUCAGUUUGAUUGAUUUAAUAGAUUGUCAGUAGUGUACACACUGUUUAAGGAGUCCAAACCAGAAUAGUUAUGUUAAAUAAGUUACAUCUUUUGGCUUCAUUGAUUUCAACAUCACUGUGUCUGUUAAUUUCGCAGGUUGAUCUACUUGUCCCAGGCGUUGGUGAAUUAGUCGGUGGAUCAAUGCGUUUGGAUAAUAUUGAUGAUCUUCUCAAAGGAUAUCAGUCAGAGGGAAUAGAUCCAACUCCUUAUUACUGGUAUACAGAUCAGCGCAAAUUUGGAACUUGUUCACAUGGUGGCUAUGGAUUAGGUUUUGAACGAUUUUGUACUUGGCUUUUAGGCAAAGAUCAUAUACGAGAUGUUUGCCUAUAUCCUCGUUUCAUGGGUCGAUGUCGACCAUGAGUAAUAGUUUCACCAUAACUCCUAUAUCUUAGUAUGGAUGUACUCUGCUUUCGUUCUUACAUAAUCAGUACGAAAUUUUUUCAUAUACAUAAAUAUUUGUCAACACCUUCAAUGUUCGAUAAGAUAAUUCACAGUUUGUUGCAUUUUUUUUCCCAACGAAUGAUAAAUAUAUAUCA